Molecule: messenger RNA, 2369 nt
Organism: Oryctolagus cuniculus (rabbit)
Lineage: Eukaryota; Metazoa; Chordata; Mammalia; Lagomorpha; Leporidae
Source: RefSeq, a predicted model, not a curated record
AAUGCUCUAUCGUGGUAUAAAAUUUUGCUGCUGACUUGAAGUUAUGUUUGUACACCCACUAUCUAAUUAUUCACAAUAGUAGGAAGGUAGAAACCAUUCAAAGUUACGUGAGUACAUGAAUGUUUAUGCAAAGUGUGACAUUCAUAUAUUACCCAGCCAAAAAAAAAAAGCUUGUGAUAUUGACAAAUGCUAUGGACAUGAAUGGACCUUCAAACCAGCAUGUUUUAUGAAAUAAACCAAACACAGAAGCACAAAUAUUGUAUGAUUCCCUUUAUAUGAAGUACUUAAAAUGAACAAAUUCAUAGAUAUGGAGUGAAAGAGAGAUCUCUUGGAGGUAGGAAGAACGGAUAAUUAGGAGUUACAUAAUCUGUACAGAAUUUUUUUGUUGAGAAUGAUAAAAAAGUGUGCCAGUAAGGGGUGGUGACUGCACAACAUUGUGAAUAUAUUUAAUGUUACUGAAGUAUAUACUCAUGGAUGGUUAAAAUGAUAAAUAUGAUGCAUGUUUAUGUGUAUUUUGUCACAAUAAAAAAGAUUUCAGUAGUAAACUCUUCGUGGGUAAUUUGGACAGAAAAGCUAUAGUAGAUGUGAGUUGCUGAAUUCAGACUGGAGGUAAAGAUACUAAGGAGAUGAAGGAAGGGUGAGGCCAGGAGUUGGAUAACCUUGCAGCAGCAGCAGCAGCCUCUCUUCCUGCUGUUUGUCUACCCUCAGGGGCAGCACCUGUGCCAUCAGCAGGCCUCAUGCAUGGAACACACGGAGGACACCAACCACACUGGACCCAUCCACUUCCACUUCCGCCCCUUCUCCAAACUUCCUGAGGUACAGCUGUUGAUUUUUGUGGCCUUCCUGGCUAUGUACCUGGUCAGCAUCAGUGGCAAUGUGUCCAUUUUCCUCACCAUCUGGGUCAGUUGUUGUCUCCACACUCCCAUGUAUUUCUUCCUGGCAAACCUGGCGGCGCUGGAGACCUUCUAUUCUUCCACCAUUGCCCCCCUGACUCUGGCCAGCAUCCUGGCUGCAGAGAGCACCCUGGUCUCCCUGCCUGGCUGUGGAGCCCAGAUGUUCUUCUUCAUCUUCCUGGGCAGCGCUGACUGCAUUCUGCUGGCUGUCAUGGCCUAUGACCGGUUUGUGGCCAUCUGUCACCCUUUGCAUUAUAGCCUCAUCAUGAGCUGGAGGCUGUGUGUCCGGCUGGCUCUGGGGUCUCUGUUGCUGGGGUUCUUCUUGGCCAUGCAGCUGACUGUGCUCAUCUUCCAGCUCCCCUUCUGCAGCAGCAAGGAAAUCAGCCUGUUCUACUGUGAUGUCCUCCCUGUCAUGAGACUGGCCUGUGCGGACACGCGGGUCCAUGAGGCCACUCUGUUUGUGGUCAGCGUCAUCGUCCUCACCGUCCCCUUCUUGCUCAUCACUCUGUCCUACGUCUUCAUCGUGGCUGCCAUCCUGAAGAUCCGCUCUGCAGAGGGGAGGCGCAAGGCCUUCUCCACUUGCUCCUCCCACCUGACUGUGGUCCUUCUCCAGUAUGGAUGUACAAGCCUCAUCUACUUGUGCCCCAGUUCCAGCUACUCUCCUGAGAGGGGCCAGGUAGUGUCUGUGGUCUACACAUUCAUUACCCCAUUGCUGAACCCUUUGAUCUACAGCAUGAGGAACAGAGAGCUUAAGGAUGCUUUGAAGAGAGUAAUGAUGAGGUUCUUGCUACUGUAACCUCCCUGAGCUCCUCUGAGUGUUCCUCUACAACACCUCUGGGUAGAAUGAAAUGAGUAGGCUAUUGGGAAGAUAAAGAGGGAAGAGCUAAACAUCACUGGUUUUAUAUUGUUAUUUUUCCUGCUUACAUAAUUUUCAAAAAAUCAUUUUUUUUUUCAGAUUCAGAUCUUCAUUUACAGGACAGGGAUUAAAAUCCUUGCAGUAUCUAAAUUCUGGGGGUAGUUAUGAGGAUUAAAACAUAUGUUAGGUGAAAACUCUUUGCAACUUUUAAUGGUAAAUAUAGCAGUGAAUGUCAUUUCAUUCUUCAUCAUCCAUUUAAAGUCUGUGACCUGUCUUAGAUUUAUCUCCAGAUGUAUUUUUAGGUUGUCAGUAGACCCAAAUAUUACACUUCCAAGCAGGGAAAAACAGGAGUAAGAGCAAGUUGAAUUGGUGUCAUCUCAGCCACUAUCUCAUGAUCCCCAUUGUAUAACUGUUGAGUUUGUGCCAUUUUGUAUUUUUCAUCUUUGAUCUAUUUUUUAAUCUUUUAUCUUAAUUUCUCUUCUGGAACAAAGUGUUUUGGAAAGUUCUAGAGUUUAAAAGUUUUGAUAGCUUCUAUUUUUCUAUCUUUACACUGCAUCUAGUCUGUCUUGCGUAUCAGGCUCUGACUAUACCACUAUGCCUCUAAAAUGCUGUCCCUGUCC